AUGCCAUCGGUCCUCCCUCAAGUUUCGACUGUAUUCUCUAAUUUAGUCAGAGAUUUACCUCAAGAACUGACCUAAUAAAUUUAAAUUAAGAAUAGGCAGUCUCAAAUUGACUCACUGGUUCAGCCUCACUCUUAAAACUUUAAUUUAAUUCAAAACUCACUCUAUCACCAUCUUUAUAAUAAUAAUUUGGCUCAAAAGGUCUCUUAAACCUUUGAUGAACCUCCAAAUGCUCUUGAAUAGACUCAAUAAUCACUUAGUAGUGGAAAUUGCUAAGAUAGUAAUCUUGUGAAAUCAUCAGUUUAUCAGACAAACAAUUAAUUAAACUAGUAGUAUCUCUAGGCUAAUAGAUCAAACAAUAAUACUAUCAUUAAUACUACUCUAAAUGAUCAAAGACAUAAUUCGUAGAGAGCAACAUUUAAUGUGAAAAUAUUGCCUUCAAUUCAAGAUUUGUCUGAUUCCUCGAUUUUCGAAAACUUAUUAUCUACAUCAAGGAUUCAAUCCGCUGUAUAAUAAUCCAUCUCAAAAGAUAACCUGAAUAAUCAAAUGCUCAUCGAUUUUCUUAAAAGAAUCGAAAGAGAAAAUUAGAUUAUCUUGCAAUAGUUACUACAGAGACAAUAGCAGUCUGUGAAACAAACCAACCAUUUUGAUAUCAAACUAAAGCCAAUUGCAAGAAGAAUAAGCGAUUUAAAAAGUACUAACUUUUAAUCAUCAAAUGAGGAUUCAACCUUGUUCUAAGGUUCAUCAGGAUCCCCAUCACCCAGUUCUGAGUCAAAUAAUGACGAAAUUGAGGGAAGAUUGAAAGAAUCUCAAAUGAAGAGAUCAGAAUGUCAAAAAUCGAAAUAAAAACAUCAAGAUUUGAUUAAUUCCGUAGAAUCAAAUUAAGAUGCUCUCUCAAAGAUUUUGCCUUAUAGGCGCACCAUGGAAAUUAUGAAAUGUCCUCACAAAAACCAGAAACAUUAUGCUAAGGUAUAUCCAUUUUUUACCCAUUUAAUUAAAUUUUAUAGGGAAUGUGCAAUCAUUGCUAUCACAAAUAUGGUAGGAAUAGCUAUGCUGAUGCCUGCCCUCAUACUGAUAGAUUAGUGUAUGCAAAGGGCAAGUGUCAGAAUUGCUAUCUUAAUGAUUACAAUAAGUAAAAACGUCGACUCAACAAGGACAAAUCCAAUUCAGGAAAGAGGAAUGUUUAGUAACUUUCCAACAAUCUGGAAAAUUUAGAACCCAGCUAAAAAAGAAUUAAAAGCUCCUCUAUGCUUUUAAAUAUUUGAACUAUAUAUUUGA
This is a messenger RNA of Stylonychia lemnae, 1275 nucleotides long. Lineage: Eukaryota; Ciliophora; Spirotrichea; Sporadotrichida; Oxytrichidae. The record is from the annotation of a GenBank genome assembly.